GAAACUCAACAUAGUAGUACACAAGCUGCUUUCACUAUUAGAACACCAAAAAAAGAUAAGCAAACAAAUAAGCUAACAAUAAAUAGCAAUUCACAAAACAGUCAGAUUGAAAAUAACAAUGUAAGUGCCGGGCAAUUGUAUGAACAAGAAGAUACAAAGCGUCAACGUAGAGUUACAAAUGAUAAUAAAAAAAAAAUUCUUGAGAAUUUACUUAAAUAUGAUAAUUUCCCUGAAGAUAAAGCCAUCGAAAUAUUAAGACAACUUCAGGAACAAAGUAAUGACUGA
Molecule: messenger RNA, 285 nt
Organism: Dentiscutata erythropus
Lineage: Eukaryota; Fungi; Glomeromycota; Glomeromycetes; Diversisporales; Gigasporaceae
Source: the annotation of a GenBank genome assembly